Molecule: messenger RNA, 884 nt
Organism: Pyricularia oryzae 70-15
Lineage: Eukaryota; Fungi; Ascomycota; Sordariomycetes; Magnaporthales; Pyriculariaceae
Exons: 2
Coding region: 83-463 (126 amino acids)
Source: RefSeq, a predicted model, not a curated record
CUAUUUUAAACUAAUCUCUCACUCCUUGGAAUUGACCAAACUUGCAAGUUUUCUUUACCUGUUGAUUUAUCACUUUAGCAAAAUGCUCCCAGGUAACCUUUUUAUGGCUUUGGCCUGUGCUAUUUCGGUUAACGCCAUGCCCCCUUCUCACAAACCUUGUCGUUGCCCUGCUGUUCGCGCCACCGGUCACCCCGCCGGUCACAACGUUGGUCAUAGCGCCGGUUAUAGAGGCCGUUCACUUGUUCCGAGGAAUGACCCCAAAAAGAAGGACGAUGAUAGUAGUGGCGGUGAGGAUAGCGACGACCCACCUUCUAGCAGCGAUGACGACAGCGGGGAUAGCAGCAGCGAUUCCGAGAACGAAGCCCCGGGAGGCUACGAUUGCGGCUGGUGCGAGAACUUAAGUUCACAAGUUUGCAGAUAUGGUUACUGCGGAGUUAGGAACUACCAUUACGGACCACGUUAACUUGUGGGACUGCCGUAUUUAAAUUAAACCCUGUUAUUUCCACCCAUUGUUAAUAUUAACGUGGUUCAUCAGGACCCCGGACAUAUCAGGACCCCGGACACUUUUCCUGCACAAUACUACUUCCAAUUUCAAUUGCAACGCCAGCGUUGUUCAAUUUACCUCAAUGCAAUCGGAUAUAUGUACAUCAGACAUUUCUGCAUCCUCCUGACAGGUGCGUGCAUUAUGUCCAGGUUUACCGCAGUUGCCGCAACGUCGUUUAGUCGCCGGCUGCGCACUACUCCCCUCCCCAUUUUCAUCUUUCUUUUCGUAUAUUAGACCAUCGGCACCAUUUGAUUGAAGCAAAUUCUGACCCUCUUGUAUGGUAAAUGACCCUCCUUCGCGGAUACGUGUUUUUUGAGCCCUGCGCCGCUUGCUAAGCGCU